Molecule: messenger RNA, 1593 nt
Organism: Scaptodrosophila lebanonensis
Lineage: Eukaryota; Metazoa; Arthropoda; Insecta; Diptera; Drosophilidae
Gene: sinah
Product: probable E3 ubiquitin-protein ligase sinah
Exons: 1
Coding region: 278-1234 (318 amino acids)
Biological process (GO): multicellular organism development; proteasome-mediated ubiquitin-dependent protein catabolic process
Cellular component (GO): cytoplasm
Molecular function (GO): ubiquitin conjugating enzyme binding; ubiquitin protein ligase activity; zinc ion binding
Source: RefSeq, a predicted model, not a curated record
AUUUCCAUAGUUUCAGAACCAGAACAAAAUUCCGAGUGUAACAAUAAAAUUAUUCUCCUCAUUUCGUUUUAAACAGUUUUCUCAGAUCAAUUCAUAUUUUCUUUAUUUUUGGUACUUACAAAGAUCCGAAACAUAUUGAUUUGCGCACAGUCCAGUUCACUAAAAUUCCAAAAAUACAUUGCGUUUAAGUCCAUUAAACAGAUUUGCGUGAAGGCGUUAACAAUAAAUCUCGAAAAUUUCGCGGAAUUUAGCACUCGUUCGAAAACAGGGCCAUACCAUGUUGCCACGUCGUCAGUCCGCACCAGCGCUGGCUCCGCAGCAGUCUCGUGUGCCACCAAAGACUCAGGAACAGCAGAACAAGCAGGAGGGAGAUGGCCAGGUGGCCUUGCAGAGGCAGCCGCAGCAGGCUGAGGGCACCAACAGUUCCAAUGUGCUGUGCGAGCGCCCCAAAGAGACGGUGAUCAGUGAUUUUCUCGUUUCACUGCUGGAGUGUCCAGUCUGCUUUGGUUAUAUGAUGCCACCGAUCAUGCAGUGCUCGCGUGGACAUCUGAUUUGCUCCUCGUGCCGCCACAAGCUCAACGUGUGUCCCGUGUGUCGCGUCACUCUCACCAAUAUACGCAAUUUGGCCAUGGAGAAGGUGGCCUCCAAGUUGAUCUUUCCGUGCAAACACACCUGUUAUGGCUGUCGCAUGCGUUUGUCGUAUACGGAUAAGAAGACCCAUGAGGAGGAUUGUGAGUUUCGUCCCUACUUCUGUCCCUAUCCGGAUGAGAAGUGCGUCUGGCAGGGUCCCCUCAAGGAUGUGUACAAGCAUCUGGUGACCACUCACGAGAAUGUCAUUACCAUGGAUGGCAAUGAUAUCAUAUUCUUGGCCACCAACGUAAAUCUGGAGGGGGCGUUGGACUGGACAAUGAUACAGUCCUGUCAUGGUCGCCACUUUCUACUCUCGCUGGAAAAGAUCCAUCUGGGCGAGGGCUGUCAGCAGUACUUUGCUGCCUGUCGCAUGAUUGGCUCCAUGCGCGACGCUUCUGACUUUGUCUACAAUAUCUCGCUUGAGGCCAACAAUCGUACUCUUAAGUGGCAGUCGAAACCACGCUCUAUACGCGAGAGCUUUGUGGCCUUCACAAAUGCUGACUUUCUGGUCCUAAAUAAGUCCACCGUAGAGCUAUUUUCCGAGGACGGCAAUCUAGCCCUAAACGUGAUCAUCUCAAAAGCCAACGAUGCCGGUGAGGAGUGAGAAAGUUCAGAUGGGAGUGUGUUCGGCAGUCGACUCAAAAGUGGUCUGUUUCGACUGGAGCACAGUUGUAAGGCCUUUGGAGACACCACACCUUUCUUCUUUUUAAAGGGCCCCAUUAUUGGAUUUGGCCAACAGAUGUCUAAUAACUUCACAAGUAAAUGUAUACUCUCAAACUUAUCGAUAAACAAACAAUAAUGCGAUCCCACGUCUGCAAUUGGGCGCAACAAUCCGAAUUUCCUCUUUUGAAUUUUUCACACUUUGACAAUUGUUUUUGGUUUUUGAGAUUAAAAUUUUCGUCCUCAAAAUUUGUUUCGUAUGUAUAAUAUAAUGAUUAUUUGCGUGAUUACCAAAGUAGAAAA